This is a messenger RNA of Pimephales promelas (fathead minnow), 1874 nucleotides long. The record is from RefSeq and is a predicted model, not a curated record. NCBI's taxonomy places the organism in Eukaryota, Metazoa, Chordata, Actinopteri, Cypriniformes, Leuciscidae.
ACACAUUCACUCACUCAUACUUACUCAUACCAUAACUCAUAUUUCAUACAGUAAGUAUCCCAAGAUUUUUAUUUUCUACACAGCACAAGUUUAGGUUAUUUAAAGAUAGUCUUGUAUUUUGUUUCAUUAUAAUGAUGUAUGAUUUGUAUUUUUGCUGUAGGAACAGCAGGUCACAUAGUGUUAUGCUAGAUACCCUGGAUUGGUUACACAUAUCAGUCGCGACAUAGCUGAAAUUUUGUCUAUUACAUGAUAAUUGUAAGAUAAUUGUAUUGGAAAGACAAAGUGUUUUAUGGAAACCUUCACAACUCUUGCAGUUAAGGAAUUUAUAUUUUUAUACAAUGGUUAUUCCAAUCAUCCUUUUCUUUUGUAUGGUUUACAGAAUAACAAUGCCUGGUGGAGGGCUGAAGAAGUCGUGCCCUGCAUGCCUACAAAAAAUUUUUAAUGGAUGCAAGGUCUGCCCCUUGUGCAAGGCAGCACAGCCGCAACAUAUAAGGCUGAAAAAAAAAAUGGACAAAUUCAAGAUGGAGAAGGAGUCUUGGGUGUGUAAGACAAAGAAAAAUCAAUUAACGUCUCAUUUAUUGGAUGAUGCCGUUAUUUUGAUUGAGAAGCUGAAUGCAGUGGGCUGGAGGCCCAUGCUUUUUCUUGAGUACCCGAACCAAAGAGUCAAGACGCUGCUGCCGGAGGGGCUCAAAUUGAGUGCAGGGGAGAAAAUAUGCGUUGACAACAUGAAUACUAUCUACAGCAUGAUAGUUAAAGGAAAUACAGUGCCGGCAGACCCUUCAACUGAAAGUCUGCAACUUCCAGAACAGGAGACUGUUGUUGUCUUACAUUUGGAGACUAUUCCAGACCCUCCACCUCAACAAGUUGAAGCUCUUCUGCCAACCAGCCCUGCCACCGACACCAAUGAGGGGGGACAGAUUGAGACAGUUGAAGCUCUUCUGCCAACCAGCCCUGCCACCGACACCAAUGAGGGGGGACAGAUUGAGACAGUUGAAGCUCUGCCAACCAGCCCUGCCACCGACACCAAUGAGGGGGGACAGAUUGAGACAGUUGAAGCUCUUCUGCCAACCAGCCCUGCCACCGACACCAAUGAGGGGGGACAGAUUGAGACAGUUGAAGCUCUUCUGCCAACCAGCCCUGCCACCGACACCAAUGAGGGGGGACAGAUUGAGACAGUUGAAGCUCUGCCAACCAGCCCUGCCACCGACACCAACAGGGGGGGGGAUGACAAACCAACGAAAAGACGUCAAAGGACAAAAGUUUCUAAAAAAGAAAUGGAUUGUCCCCACAACAUCCAAGAGGUGCACGCAUAUAAAUGCGUAAUUAAAACAAGAAAGAGAAAGGGGAAGACGGAGAAACUGAUUGAUUGGCUCCCCUGCAAACUGUGGUGUGUUGGUUGUCUUUCACACUAGAUACAAUUAUCCACAAAAUUACGGUUUUCCAGCAGACAUACACAUAACUUACAACAAUCACAUACUGUAGACUAGGCUACAUGUACACACAUACAUUAUCUCAUAGAAGUGAGUGCACCCGUCACAUUUUUGUACAUUUUUUAAUUUAUCUUUUCUUUGGACACUUCGGGGUAUACUCACUUUUGUUGCCAGCCGUUCAGACUUAAAUGGCUUUGUAUUGUCAUUUUGAGUUAUACAAGUUAUACAAGCUGUACACUGACUACUUUACAUUGUAGCAAAGUGUAAUUUAUUCAGGGUUGUCCCAUGAGAAGAGAAAUUAAAAUAUUGACUAAACUGCGGGUUGUACUCACUUCUGUGAGAUACUGUAGAGCACAACUCAGUCUAUAUAUUGUAACACACCUUUAUAUGUGCUUCCUUAUUGGAUGUGCAGUAUGUGUUUGGAAAUUGGUGGAAGAGUGUUGU